Rotaria sp. Silwood1 is the source of this 1665-nucleotide messenger RNA. The record is from the annotation of a GenBank genome assembly. Lineage: Eukaryota; Metazoa; Rotifera; Eurotatoria; Philodinida; Philodinidae.
AUGCUUUAUAGUUCAUAUCACGAAGAACAAUUAUUUAAAGAAUUAUUUCAAAAUUAUAAUCCAUUAAUUCGUCCUGUACGAAAUGUUGAAGAUACUAUAACUGUAUCAUUUAGUAUAGCUUUAUUACAAUUAAUAAGUGUAGUUGAAAAAGAACAAGUACUUAAAACAAAUGUUUGGUUACAAGUAGGAUGGUACGAUUAUCAAAUGCAAUGGAAACGAGAAAAAUAUGGUGGCAUUAGUUCAAUACGCGCACCACCAAGUCAAGUUUGGACACCUGAUAUUGUUUUAUUCAAUAAUGCUGAUGGGAAAUAUGAAGUAUCAUUUAAAUCUAAUGUUGUUAUUUAUUAUAAUGGCUAUGUGAAUUGGGUACCUCCAGCUAUAUAUAAAUCAAGUUGUUAUAUUGAUGUAAAAUUUUUUCCAUUUGAUAAACAAAUAUGUGAAUUACGUUUUGGUUCAUGGACAUAUGAUCAAAAACAAUUAAAUUUUACUUAUUAUGAAGAAAAAAUACAACAUGUUACAAUAAAAGAUUAUGUUGUUAGUGGUUCAUGGGCUCUUCUUGAUGGUCCUAUGACUAUUCAACAAUCAUCAUAUGCACCACCGACAAAUGAUGGUAAUGAUACAAGUGAUUCAAUAGGAACUAUAACAACCGCUCGACUUGAAAAAGCUGAGGGACGUGAUCGUGUUGAAUUUGUAUGUAAACUUGUAAUAAAACGUAAAACACUUUUUUAUACAGUCAAUUUAAUUAUACCAACGGUGCUUAUUUCAUUUUUAUCAGUAUUCGUUUUUUAUUUACCUACAGAUGCUGGUGAAAAAAUGACAUUAUCAAUCUCAAUUUUACUUGCACUUGUUGUGUUUCUAUUACUUAUAUCAAAAAUUUUACCACCAACAUCUAUUGUUAUACCAUUAAUAGCUAAAUAUCUUUUAUUUACAUUUAUUAUGAAUAUAAUAACUAUAUUUUUUACAGUUGUUAUCAUUAAUUAUAAUUAUCGUACACCACGUACGCAUAAGAUGCCUUAUUGGAUAAGACGUGUUUGUAUUGAUAUAUUACCACGUAUACUUCGUAUGGAAAGACCAAAAAAAUAUGAAAUCGAUGAUAAUUUACAAUCAGCAGAAGCUGAUAGAGAAAAGCAAACAAUAUUAAAUUAUAUUCAAGCAUCACGUGCAUUAUCUAUAGCAUCACCAACUAUGAUGAAUAAUAAUCAUACAAAUCCCAAAAAUUAUCAUGAUCAAUCAUUAGAAUUAAAACCACGUCAUUUAUCAAAAAAGAGACAUCAUCAUCAUCAUUAUCGACAUUCAUCAAAACGACGCAACCAACAAUCAGAGCAGCAACAAAAUAUUAAUCAAUCAUCAACAACCACCGAUGAUGAUGAAAAUAAUUUAACACCACAAGAGGUUGAUAUUUUAUUAACAAAAGAAGCAUAUGAAGCAGCAGAAGAUUUAAGUUUUAUUGCAAAUCAUAUGCGAUCAGCUUGUCAUUAUGAAGGGAUUCGCGAUGAUUGGAAAUAUAUUGCAUCUGUAAUUGAUCGAUUACAGUUAUUUAUUUUCUUCUCUGUUACUGCUGCUGGUACAUUAAAAAUUUUAUUUGAUGCACCGGAUAUUUUAAAAGUUAUCGAUGAAAAUGCUUUAUUGAAAAAGUGGGAUCCUAAAUUUGGUACUAACAGUUAA